AAAAUUGAUGGUCCUGCAGCAUUCAUUUGUGUGACGGGUCUCGUGAGUGUGCGACAAGCUGUGAAAAUUUUCUUUUUGUGGAAAAUUUAAGGGGAUUAUUUGCAUUUGAGCAGGUUGAAAUUAGGUGCAAAGUGGAGAUUUCGUGCUGGGCGUUGCAAAUAAUAUAGAUUUGUGUGGGGUAGUGUGAAAUUAGGUGGUGAAAAUUGCGUUUGAAAAUCACAAUCGAAAGAAGAAAAGUGUCUCCUUUUGCUUCCAGUGCUGAAUCAGUGCGGAACGUGCAAAAGUGGAAGAACCAAUCGGCGUUAUCCUUGGCAGGGAGAAAAAGAAGAUUUUCCUCUUUGGAAUCGGGGGGAAAAACGCAGGGAAAACUUUGCCGACGAAGAAAAAGUCGCGUUUUCUUUGCUCCACCAAGCGUCCCACUUUGGUUUUAUAUGAGUCAGGACACGUUCUGCCGUGACCAGCACCACGGCUUCGACGACCACGUCGGCAUCCGGCAGUAGCCCCACAAAUCCCCUCAGUGAAGAAGCGCUAUGGAUGAGUGCCAAAAUGAGAUUGAUUUCUUGGAACUAGAGAAAUUGUGCAGCAUCAGCAGUGACGACGCAGUUACGACCUCAGACAUGGGUCAAUCGGAAAGUAAGAAGUCAUCCAAAAAGGCAGCAGCAGCAGCGGCUGGCCUGGAGACCAAGGGCACGGCCAUGUCCUUUGGAUUUAUGCACAAACACAAAAUACACCAUGCGUCCUCGAAGGGCACUUCGACCACGCAAGGUGCAGAUGGCACAGGACCAGGUUCGGGAACCGGCACCACGAAGAAGGCCACCGCCGGAACAAACGGGAACCUCCUGUACGGCGGUGGCGGUGACUUGGAGAAGGAAAAAGCGACGGAAAGGGACAACGCAACAGUGAUCUCCAAUCCAGGAGUGGAUGGCAUUUUUAGUGAUAAGAACGGCAAUAUGGGUCUGGCGUCUGACGACAAAUCAUCAGCGACGGGCCGGUCAACUCCACGUCUGCAGCCGCCGAAGAAGGACUCGCACGGUGCUCCGUACCGUAACAAUCGAUUUGGCUUCCGGUCGACCAACGUGGUCCGGCCAGCGUCGGUGGGUCUCCAGCCCAAAACCAUUGCCGACUGUGACAAACAGCAUUCCAACAAUAAUAAUAACUACAACAACAAUAACAAUAUCCACACCACUAACAACAACAACGUGUACAUAACGGACAAGCGUCGCUCGAAGAGUGCUUCCGCGGCGGCCUCGGCACGCACAACAUUCACCCCGGUGCACCAGCAAGCGCCAUCAUCACAAGACCGCCACUACGGUGCACUCCCCAAGCCACAACCCAAAUAUCAUCAAUCGUCGGCGGCCAACGGCAGCGCGCCAAAAAUAACUCCAUCAGAACCAACAUCAGCAUCUUCAACGACGACUACGGCAAAGGGCACGCAACAAGUGAUGGCGAAAUGCGAUCAAGCAGAGCAUAAAAAUACCCAGCAUAAUCCACCUUCGCCGUCGUCGGCGUCGGCGUCCGCACAGUUUGGCAACGGAAGUGUCGACGAGCACCGACCACAGUCAAGCGUAAAUAACGCCAACGGGCAACGGCAGUCAGUCUCGUUUGGUGGUCACCAGCAGAAACAUGUCGCAGCUAAUUCACUAACGAAGUCGACUCAGGAAGCGUCGACGGUGGCCGCCAAGUUCACGCUGCACAGCUCGAGCCUUCCAAAGCCGCAAUAUCCGGUUCCGAUUAGCUUGCCAUCGACUACGGUGCCGGCUCCUUCUCACUAUGCCAUGGACUCGAAGGGUGCCAAGCAAGCCGUCAACAUAAGCCGCAAGGGAACACUCCACCAGCGUGAUCGUUCCGGUGAUCGUCAGCUGGAUGACGAUGACACUGUGGACAGUUCGCCGAAUAUUCACAUGCCGAGGCAGCGUUUGCGCAAUUUGGAGAUGGUUCUGAGUGGUCGCCACAAGUUUGAAGUUCGUGAUUUGGAAACGCUCACGGCUGAACCGAUCGAGGCGCUUUCGUUGCCAAAGCUGCCGAGUGCUUUUGGCAGUAAUGGUCAACAGCUGCAGCCGGUACCAUUGAGUGGUCUCGUGCGCUCGUCGGAACUUCCCCGGCAGCUGAGUGACGACAUCGAUAUCAACGACAAUCGCUACGAGUCCGAACAGAUGCUGGACGGUGAAUAUGGGCUGGAACGUAAGGACUCGAUCACUUCCUCAGAUGUUGAAAGUCUCGAAGAGGAAAAACUCAUGCGAGAUAACAACUCGUCGGAGAAAAGCUUGAAGGGGGCGUUGAUUAAGGAUUUGGGCGAAUCGCACUGCAGCAAGACUUCGUCGCCAGGCAGCUCGCGGGCUUCGUGGUGCAACGCUGGUGAAACGAUGGCCCCCAAAGAGUGCAGCAGCUUGAGCUUAAGCAGCAGCGACGAGGACAACCUGAUUCGGCGGGCUGCGGCCGCCGCUGCCAACAACCGGAAGGCGCUGCGAGAGGAGGAGGACAUCAGUUCGAUUACGGUUACGGCAGGGAAUCCAUCGCUGCUGUCCUCACUGUCGGCCGUCGUCCCGAUGGACAUGUCCACCAACCUGGACAGCAUUUCCGAGGCACAAAACAGCUUCACGGAACAGGAUCUCAAUACGAUGUCGGACGAACCGGACAACAUGUUCCGCACGGAGGAAACCAAAUUUGCCGAAAUGGCCGCGGCCGUUGGCGACGCCAUAUUGCUGGACGAUGAAACGUCCCCGACGGACAGUCUGGUCAGCAGCUGCACCGAGUCGGACGAUGCGCGCAAAAAUCGCAAAAAGGCGGCCGAAACGAAGGUCGAAAAGGAGAAGGAAAAAGACAUUGACGAAAUUUCCCCGGAACUGGAGGAACUGACCAGUCCAGUUACGCCGGGAACUCCAACGCAUGCGUCCAACUCGCUAUCCCUGUCGGACAACGGGCGGGACUUUUUGAUCGACGACGAGAUUGCCGAUCAACCGGCGCUGCUGUUCGACGAGCCGGCUCACAACGAUAGCAGCAUGAUCGAUUUGGCCUCGAUCCAUCUCAAUCUCAACGAGGACACUCCGACGCUCAAGGAUUCCAUUUCGGCCGCGAACAACAACAUCAACAGAGCCGCCUCAAGAAGUGGAGCUCCGGUGCCAAAACCCAGAAAGAUCAUGUCCGACGUGUACGAAUCGCCCGCUCCAAUCCGCAAGAACCGCACCCGGCUGUCCCGCGCUGAAUCGCUGGACACACUCUCACCGUGCGACUCUAUAACAUCGGACGAUUACAUGCUGGACUUUAAUAGCAGCAUGGACUCGAUCAACGGACCGCCCCGUUCGAACGCCAGCGGAAGUGCGUCCGGUCUGCACUCGAUGGACGAGCUGCAGCUGUGGUCGGAGCUGGAGAACAAGGGCCAGCUGAUGCACGAAUGGAGCAAGCUGCUCCGAUCUCAGCGGAACAGCAACAACAACACGAGUCGCGAGAGCAUAACAUCUCAACUACCGGCCCGCGCCACCCGGCUGCUGACCCGACGCCUCCAGAACAAUGCCACCCCAACCAACUGUGGCUCGGACAGUCCUCGCUCGAUGGACAGCCUGCCGCGGCGAACGGCGGCCCUUUCGGCGGCGUACAAAACGGUCACCCUGAACCAGUUCAACAACAACAACAACAACAAUAACAUCAACGGCAGUGGCUUCAACAGCAUGACCGACUCGGCGUCGACCGUUUCCAACUCGGCCGAGGAUCUCACCCUGCUGGACAAAUCUCUGCGCAACUCGAUGCUCCAGGACGUGGUCCACUUUAAGAAGCAACUGGUGCGGCUUCGUCGGAUCUUACAGGAGGAUGAAGAAAAUUUGAUGAUGACCGACACUCUCAACCCAUUUGAGAAUAAUAAUGGGCAAUUCUUCACAACUGCUACUGCAACAACGAACGGCACCGGAAACUUGGUGGAGGGAGCGGCCACCGGAGGAGGAGGGUUAGGAGGACCCAGCAGCGUGGACAGCAAGCAGCAGGAAAACACCCUGAUCAAAGAGUCCGGCGUGGUGGCCCUGGCCCUGCUCGAGGACCAGCGCCAGGAGCUGGCGGAUCUCAGAAGACAGGUGGUUUACCUUCAGGGCGAGAUGACCGCCAAGGAUCGCACCAUCCGGCAGCAGCAGAACCUGAUUGAAAAGUACGAAGCCGAACGGGAGAAGGCGGCAUCCGCGGGGGCGACCACCAACGGCGGAGACGCCGCGGACAAGCAGUCCACUAUCGACACAAUCAGCACAGCCACCCAGACUGAGAGGCUGAGGCCACUGUCGUUUGGCGGACCGGAAGGAUUAGCCAGUCGCAGUGAACCGCCCUCGCCAUCCCACGGUCCAGCCGUCCGCAACGGGCUCCGAUCUCCAGCAACCAACCAUCAUCAUCACCAUCACCCACAUCAUAAUGGUAACAGCUCACCAGCCGCCACUUCGCUGGCCCUGGCCACGACGACGACUCCAGCCAGCCCCCAGCGCUCGGCCGCGUUCAACCUUAAGCCAAAAACGCAAAUUUCGUCCGUCUACACGCAGCUUUCUUCCAUCAAGCACUCCACCCACAACGGCAGCUCAACGGCGACCAACGGCUCGACGACGACGACAAUGGCCACCAUGGCGCACCACAAGCGGUCCUCGCUGGGCGCAUCCAAUGGGAAUCUGUGCAGCGCCAGCUCCGUCGUGUCGACCGCCUGCAACGGUGGCUCGUCAUCGCCAAACAAAACGGUCCGCACGACUCACAUUGGCAACGUGCUGACCUCGAGUAAGCUGAACCAAAAUGGAAGCAACGGCGCAACGCCAAGUUCACCGCCGCCGGUCAACGGCACUAAGCUGCUCAAGACUUCGAUUCGAACGCAGUCCUCGCCGCGCCAUCAUCCGGCCACGCCAAAGCGAACCUCCGCAAUUAAACCGCCGUCGUCGUUUGGUGGAACCUUCCCCGAGGCGUCCUCCAAGUCCAAAUCGGCGCCGGCCACGCCGAUGGUCGAACGCGUUCCGGUUCAGAUUGUGAUUGAUGCCGCCGUCGACGACGACAAAGAAGAUACCAACAACAACGAGAAUGGCCACAAUGGUGGUGGUGAUGAUGAUGCUGGGGAAGAGGGGGAACACGUGGCCGAAACGGAACUGGACGCGAUACACAAUAAGAUCAAUAGUCUUAAACUAGCAAACGGAUUGACUGGAUGUAAUGAUAGUAGCUGUAAGGAAAGUAGUUUAGUUAACUAGUUUAGUAAGAGAAUGAUUAUUUAUAUAUUUAAAUAAAUCAGCUGGAACAUCUUAACACAAUUAAGACCUAUAAAUGAAUGUGAUCCAAUAAUCUAAAUUAUAAACCGCUUACAAACAGAUAUCUACUCAAAACACACACUAAACAAGAAUCACUUAAA
Culex quinquefasciatus (southern house mosquito) is the source of this 5353-nucleotide messenger RNA. Its product is annotated as bromodomain-containing protein DDB_G0270170. The transcript is spliced from 12 exons. The record is from RefSeq and is a predicted model, not a curated record. The coding region runs from base 531 to 5195 and encodes 1554 amino acids. NCBI's taxonomy places the organism in Eukaryota, Metazoa, Arthropoda, Insecta, Diptera, Culicidae.